UCUGAAUUACAAGCAGAAACAUAUAAAGACAAAUAUUUCCUUUCCACAUAUACUAGUUUAACUUCUCCCGCCGUGAUACCAAUUCCGCACAGCACACUACCACUUUCCAAAACAGUGUCGCAGAUUAGUAGCGCCACACCAACCGGAAAAAGUUUUGAAGCAUUACUGGGAAAUGUAUUUUGUUUUUACUACCGCACUCUGUAAGUAAAUCCGGGAAAAAAAUUACGUAGAACAUAGUGAAUGUCAGUAUUUCGUGAAUCGAAAACUCUUAGAAGAAUUGUCGUACGAUGAUGUAUGUUUUGUCUGAUAAAUCCGCUUGUCUUACAAAUUAAGCAGUGUGGCUAGAUACUUAAUGAUGCGCCAUCUAAAGAUUGGUAGAACCAAUAUGACACUGAGGGUCAUGAUGACGGUGGUAUAGAAAGUCCUUCUUAUUUCUCUGAGCAGUCGGGGAAGGGGUUGGCCGAAAACGGCAGUAGGUGGAUGGAUAGGCCUGUCAUUUGCAAGGAGAAAAUGUGGACUUGAUAAACGAGUAUGUCUGAGUGCAGUGAGACAAAGAUUGAAUGGGACUAAGUUUGUGAACUGGAAGCUGGUGAAGUGAAAAUAUAUGCUGAUGGUUUCAAGCUGAUGACCGCGUUUUUUAGCUGUUGUUACCAGAGGAAUGGAAAAGAGAGGAAGGAGUACAGGCUCGGGCCUAAGGCGCGGUUAUAUUCCAUACUAUACAUAUCCUUCAUCUCAGGGAAUAGAAAUUCAGGAACUAGCUACCAAAAGAGUUGAUAUCCAGAAAAAGAGAUUUUAUCUGGAUGUAAAACAAAGUUCUAGAGGCCGUUUUCUAAAAAUUGCUGAAGUGUGGAUUGGCAGAGGAAGGCAUGAUAAUAUCAGGAAAAGUAAACUGACUCUCUCUAUGACUGUAGCUGCAGAGUUGAGAGACUGCUUGGGAGAUUUCAUAGAACAUUAUGCACAUUUGGGUUUAAGGAGUAGCCAUGGACAAGAACAGGAUCCAAGAAGGAGGCACCAGCAAACAUCACCCUCUGGCUCUGGUGGAUCUGAGGAGCCAUCUCUUGGUGUACUCAAAAGUGAGUACAUAGAGCGAGACAACAGAAAGUAUUAUUUAGAUUUAAAGGAGAAUCAACGUGGAAGAUUCUUAAGGAUUAGACAGACAUUAACAAGAGGACCAGGUAUGAUUGGAUAUUUUGGUCACAACCUGAGUCAGGAGCAAACUAUUGUUUUGCCAGCACAGGGGAUGAUUGAAUUUAGGGAUGCGCUUGUUCAGCUUGUUGAAGAUUAUGGUGAUGGUGAUACAGAAGAACGACAUAUUGUGAGCCAAGAGGAGUCCCCUGACCUUCCAGAAGGAACCUCCUUUCGGGUUGACAAUAAAAGGUUCUACUUUGAUGUGGGAUCUAACAGGUAUGGCAUCUUCCUGAAAGUAAGUGAGGUAAGGCCACCUUACCGUAAUACCAUCACCAUUCCAUAUAAAGUCUGGUCAAGGUUUGGGGACAACUUUAUCAAAUAUGAAGAAGAGAUGCAAAGGAUUUACAACGCUCGGAAAGAAAAGAGAAGCAAUGGAGGUGGAGAUAGUGAAGAGCAAGAAGAUUGAUCUGUUUCCUAUGGUAUAACAUAAAUUUGUUAACUGUAUGGUCAUUUUCCCACUGCAAUAUUGGGGUAUCAGUCUUUUUUCAUUAAUACCUCCAUAUUUUGAAUUUCACAACUGUGACUUGCUCUACAAUUUUGAAACAUAACUUUUAUGGGAGCUUUCUAUGUAUAGGAUAAAGUGUUUGUUUGCUUCUAUAUGUUUUAUUUAGUAGGCUUCAUUAGAAGUGUAUUUAUUACUGGCAAAACAGCACAUUUCCUUAUUUAUGAUUUAAUGUUAUGUGCCCUUUGAUUAGUUUAAGCAUACACAAUACACACACUUGCAAUGAGAAAUCAAGUUCUACCGUCUGUUUCAGAUGCAGUUGACUAAGUUAGCAGAACUUUUAAUUCAGUGUCCAUUCAUAUACAAAGCCACAAGUCUGUAGAACAGUCUAUAAACAACACAUUACAGAUGACACUGUUAGUAUUCAUUUUUGAAGUAAAUCUGAGUAGCAUUUGUGUACACAUUUUAAAUUACUCUGCUGGGACAUAUUUGCACACUUUUUCUUUUGUAGAUAGUAUAUGCACUCAAUUGUUUAUUUGUAUUUUUCAAAAUGUGCAAAAAAAAAGCAAGGACAGUUAUUUCUGCAGAAUUUUAUUGUGUAGGAGCAGAUGAAUCCAGAAUUUAGGUGGUUAGUCUGGUUUGUAGCCAUGUGAUAUUUAGGAGGUUGGGUGCUGCUCCUACUUCGUACAGAACAACUAAAAACUAGCUGUUAGUCUUGCUUGAGACUGUCACUUUACCAACAAUUCAGUAAUAGUAGGUGGACUUACCAGCAGUCAUAAACAUGCAUAAACUAAACAAUUGCUAAUAUUUUGACUGCAUGAACAGUAAUAUUUUUGUAGUAAGUCACGUGCAAUACACUGUGCCUGUUACUGAAUUACUUGAAUUAACCACAUCUCUCAACAUUUAACUCCAGAUUUCAAAACAGUUUAUAUUCAGUAUGACAGUGUGCUGAGUUUGCAGACAGUCACAUAAUGGUUGUGAUUUAGCACUUUGUUCAGCCCCAUGCAUAAAUUGUUUCUGGAGUCUGGCCAUUUGUGUGCUUGUGCACCUGCAGUAGGUUGUAGGCCACAAAGAAUGUCACUGUGACCUUUUGCUGAUCCAUUCUAAACAGCUUUAUGUUUGCAGUUCAGAAGGGUGAGUUAAGUUGUCUGUUUUUGCAGACACAGAAACAGCACAUCAUUGUGGUAGUGUACAAGUGCUAAUCCAAUUUUAAAGUGGAGUGCUACAUGUUUUCAGUUUUUCACCAGUACACAUUCACCUUGGAGUAACUAUGACAAUGCUAAUUCACAGAUUUUCAGGGAUAUUCCUGUGAAAGUAAUUUCGGUUUUACCAUAUGAAUAAAAACAUCUAUCUUAAACAUUA
Molecule: messenger RNA, 2992 nt
Organism: Protopterus annectens (West African lungfish)
Lineage: Eukaryota; Metazoa; Chordata; Ceratodontiformes; Protopteridae
Gene: PURG
Product: purine rich element binding protein G
Exons: 1
Coding region: 659-1594 (311 amino acids)
Biological process (GO): regulation of transcription by RNA polymerase II
Cellular component (GO): nucleus
Molecular function (GO): RNA polymerase II transcription regulatory region sequence-specific DNA binding; purine-rich negative regulatory element binding; DNA-binding transcription factor activity, RNA polymerase II-specific
Source: RefSeq, a predicted model, not a curated record